This is a messenger RNA of Striga hermonthica, 1890 nucleotides long. The record is from the annotation of a GenBank genome assembly. NCBI's taxonomy places the organism in Eukaryota, Viridiplantae, Streptophyta, Magnoliopsida, Lamiales, Orobanchaceae.
AUGGACUCUUCUCUCGAAAGUUCAGUUCGCCUUGAUGUGGAUGCAAGUGUUAAUCUGAAAGUUGACAGAUUCGAUAUAGGGAGAAUCACUCGUGAUGAUCAAGCGAGAGUGCGAGCCGGCGAGCGGCGAGCGUUGAGCGGUGAGGCAGCGGCACAGAGAGUGACUCCGAGCGGCAAAGCAGCUUCCAUUCCGGUAUACUUCUCAUGUCUCACAAAAUCUGAAGACUUACAAAUAUUCGAAAUGGCAUUGACAUUAUUUAGAGGCGUGAGACCAAAUUGUUUCCAGUUGUACUCAUCAGUAUAUGUUGCUAGAAAACAUGGUGUACGAUGCUGUAGCACAAGAAUUCCGGAAGCACAAACAGCCACACAACAACCAAAGAACCACACUCAGCUAACAUCAUCACCCCUGAAAAAAUCACAGAAAAUUGAAGAAAUAUUGAAAAAUUAUGAGGCGGUCAUAGGUAUUGAGACCCAUGUCCAGCUUUCCACUCACACGAAGGCCUUCUGCUGCUGCCCUUACAAUUAUGGGGCCCAGCCAAACAGCAGUAUCUGUCCGAUUUGCAUGGGGCUGCCCGGAGCACUGCCAGUGCUCAACUCAAAGGUGAUAGAGUAUGCGGUCAAAGUGGGCCUUGCACUCAACUGCAGACUUUCUCCGGGUUCCAAGUUUGAUAGAAAGCAGUACUUCUAUCCUGACCUCCCAAAAGGUUACCAAAUUUCACAGUUUGAUGUCCCUAUUGCCAGCAACGGCUAUUUAGACGUUGAUCUUCCAGUCGAGUUUGGUGGCGGGCAUCGAAAGUUUGGCAUCACACGGGUUCAUAUGGAGGAGGAUGCCGGGAAGCUGCUUCAUACUGGGAACGGGAACUUUUCUCAGGUUGACUUGAAUAGGGCAGGAGUGCCGUUGCUUGAGAUUGUGUCAGAACCUGACAUGAGAACGGGUAUUGAGGCCGCCGAAUAUGGUGCUGAGCUACAGAGACUAGUUAGGUACCUUGGAGUGAGUAAUGGCAACAUGCAAGAAGGCUCCCUCCGUUGUGAUGUCAACAUCUCUGUUCGCCCGAUUGGGCAACUCGAGUUUGGUACCAAGGUUGAGAUAAAAAACCUGAACUCAUUCUCAUCAAUUAGUAGAGCCAUUGAUUUUGAGAUAUCACGGCAAGUUCAGCUUCACAAUCAAGGCCAGGCUAAUCAGAUUGUGCAAGAGACUCGUCUCUGGGAGGAAGGAGCUCAGAAAACAGUAACAAUGAGAAAGAAGGAAGGACUUUCUGAUUAUCGAUAUUUUCCAGAGCCUGAUCUUCCAGGAGUUAAUCUCAGUGAGGGGUACAUUAAUGGAAUUCGUGAUUCGUUACCCGAAUUACCUGAAAUGAAACGUAGAAGAUAUGAGAACUUUGGAUUGAGCAUGCAAGAUGUUCUUUUUCUUACAAAUGACGUUAGUGUAGCAGCAUUUUUUGAUGACACAAUUGCAAAAGGUGCUGAUGUUAAACUUGCUGCCAAUUGGAUAAUGGGUGACAUUGCUGCUUAUAUGAAUAAUGAAAAGCUAUCUAUCAACGAAAUUAAACUUACCCCUGAUGAAUUGGGAGAGCUCAUAGCCUCAAUCAAAGGCGGAACAAUUAGUGGAAAGAUUGGCAAAGAGAUACUGCUUGAGUUGAUGGUCAAGGGUGGAACUGUUAAAGGACUUAUCAAAGAAAAGGAUUUGGUUCAGAUCGUGGACCCGGUCGAGAUCGAGAAAAUAGUGGAUAGAGUCCUUGCGGACAAUCCAAAACAGUUACAACAAUACCGAGGUGGUAAAACUAAGCUACAAGGCUUUUUUGCUGGGCAGGUAAUGAAAGAAACAAAAGGCAAGGCGAAUCCCGGGCUUUUGAACAAGAUACUUCUCGAGAAGUUGAAUUCAAAAGCUUGA